AUUUCGAGUAUGGUUAAGUGGGUCCGUUUGCCUAGACCCAGAUUCAAAUCUGGGGUAUUGCGGGGGGAUAUAACUCUCCACUCCCAUCACUUCGCCUUUAUUCAUAGUCAACGAAGAUGUCCUUAUCAAAAAUCCUAUUUCGCAAACAACAGCUCGCUGUAGACCAAAUGGAUGGGAUAUCUGGCUUGACCAAAGCCAAUGCGUACAACUACACUGUGGUCUUGUUUGCCUCACUUGGGUCAUUCACAUAUGGCUACAGCUCAUCCAUUAUCGCGUCCAUUUUUGGCCUUCCUUCAUUUUUUGAUUACUUCAAUCUUUCCCUCAGUGGGCCAAAUGCAAAAGAAGGAAAUGAUAUCAUCGGCGCUGCGAAUGGUUUAUUCUUUGGAGGGGGGCUUUUCGGCGCUCUUGUUGUGAAUCUGAUUCUCAAUAAGCUGGGCCGGCGUUUUUCAAUUCAGAUUAUCUGUGUCAUUUGCAUUAUCUCUGCUGUGAUCCAAGGGGGGGCUGUCCAUAUUGCAAUGAUCCUCGUGGGACGGUUCCUUAGUGGUGUUGGUGUUGGUAUGAUGCAGGUAACAAUACCAGCAUAUAUGUCGGAACUCUCACCUGCGAGAGAGCGCGGUCGAAUGACUGGUUCACACGGAGUUUUAAUUGUUGUCGGCUACACCGCAGCAGCUUUUACUGGCUUGGGCUGCUAUUUUGCUAAGCCCGAGGUUCAAUGGCGGCUCUGUUUAUGUUUACAAUUGGUCGCUCCACUCAUUCUCCUUAUCGGAUCUCCUUUGCUUCCAGAAUCUCCAAGAUGGCUGGUAUCCCAUGGCAAAGACUUGCGAGCCUUAGAAAUUCUCCUAAAGCUACACGCAGAAGAGCAAGUUCAACGAGCUGCUAAAGAAGAGUUCUAUCAAAUUUUAAUUCAAUUAGAGCUUGAAGAGGAGACAGGUGUACAUGGUAUUUGGGGUAUGAUAAAACGGCCGUCGUACAGAAAGAGGAUUCUAUCGGGGUUAUUAGUUCAAUUCGCCUCACAGUCCACCGGCGUCCUUGUCAUCAAUAACUACCAGAUUCUGCUCUACAAUAAUCUUGGGCUCUACGGCUGGCUCCCACUCCUUCUUUAUGCCAUUUUUUCGGCUUGGGGAGCCUUCUCUAACUGGAUCAACGCUAACCUCCUUGACCGGCUUGGACGAGUGCCCAUUAUCACAUUCGGUCUCAUUGGCUGUAUCUGUAUGAUGACCAUCGAGACAGCAUUAGUGGCAAGCUAUGCUUCAACAUCGAAUCAAGGAGGCAACGCAGCGGCUGUCUUAUUUUUGUUUCUUUUUAUCGGGUUUUAUGGUGGGUCCCAAGAUGCUAGUAGCUACGUAUAUUGUAGCGAAAUAUUUCCAACUGGAGUUCGAGCCCAGGGGCUGGGAAUAUGUAUCGCAGGCCAGUUCGCAUGCGCUCUGAUGUAUACCGAGGCUGCUCCUGUCGCUUUUGCUAAUAUUGGAUGGAGAUAUUACAUUGUUUUUAUUAUAGUGCCCGCCGUAUGCUUGCCACUUCUCUGGCACCUUCCUGAGACCAAUGGCUUGCUACUAGAGGAAAUAGCAGCCAAGUUUGGAGAUGAGGUUGCGGUUAACAGUUCGCCUCUUAGCGAUGACCGCCAGCGCAUUGUUAACGAGCGUCUUACUGCUUUGGGAAUAGAUAAUCUAGGCGACAUCGAAACCAAAAAAACGGAAGGCAAAGGCUUCUGUGAGCAGGUUGAAGGAAAUGAACUGUAAGUAUCUCACCGGCUUUAGUGCCUGCGUCGCCUCUGCAAUCGAUCCUUGCGUUAUGUAGUGGGUUAUGCGAACGCAAACUUGGAGUCCCAACGUGCCGAAACCACUAGGAGCGAUUAAAAAACUACACCCUAGGGCCCGUCUUUGCGAGCACAUUGGCACCAAACCAUGCAACAGCUUGUCGUUGAACGAAGUCAUGGAAGAAAAAUUCGCCACCACCAAGUGCUUCUUCUGAGUUGGGUUGGCGCCGUGCGGGGAUUGUCAUAUAGUCUAUCGCAUCGAGGUUGUCGAUUUCGGGAAAAACGGGUAUGCAAUAGUCACCACGCGAUGGCUUCAUCUUGGUGUCGAGUGAUAUUCCUUGCACAUAUGCUAGUCUUCGAUAGCAACCUCCUAUUUCGGCUUGGCAAAUCGGCUCCUCCCUCUUAUCCGCUUUCCGUAUCGGAAGAAGAGGUACGGGAACGGCAUCAUCGCUA
Messenger RNA from Pseudogymnoascus verrucosus, 2209 nucleotides. RefSeq lists its product as uncharacterized. Lineage: Eukaryota; Fungi; Ascomycota; Leotiomycetes; Thelebolales; Thelebolaceae. The coding region runs from base 117 to 1739 and encodes 540 amino acids. The transcript is spliced from 7 exons. The record is from RefSeq and is a predicted model, not a curated record. Gene Ontology annotation, molecular function: carbohydrate:proton symporter activity. Gene Ontology annotation, cellular component: membrane. Gene Ontology annotation, biological process: transmembrane transport; carbohydrate transport.